Suillus bovinus is the source of this 3899-nucleotide messenger RNA. RefSeq lists its product as uncharacterized. The coding region runs from base 73 to 3804 and encodes 1243 amino acids. The record is from RefSeq and is a predicted model, not a curated record. Gene Ontology annotation, molecular function: protein binding. Lineage: Eukaryota; Fungi; Basidiomycota; Agaricomycetes; Boletales; Suillaceae. The transcript is spliced from 9 exons.
UUAAGAGGAAAUGAUGCCUCAUGGCUGUGCGUCUUAUGAAACAGCCUUUGGGCGCUACGAAGAAGGAUAAAGAUGCCGAGUAAGCCGCCAUCUGUAGAUACCCAGUGCUUAUCGUCCGUGCUCAACACCACCAAGCUUGUCACAAUGGCAGAAGAAGCGGACCAGCCCAUCGUUCCAAAGACCGAACCUGUUCAAACGUUUGAAGAUCAUGAAAAUACCGAUACCGUACUCGCACUUUCAGUCUUUCCUGAUGGACGACAUAUGGUGACGGGCUCGGCAGACAGGAUGCUUCGUCUGUGGGACUUGGAGCAUCGCACUGUGCUGAAGAAGAUAGAGGGACAUCACGGCCGGGUGCGAGCAGUGGCAGUGGCAGCAUCACAAGACAGACAAUUGAUAGCUAGCGCUGACAAUGGAGAGGUCGUUUUCUGGGACAGAGACAGUGGCGAAUCUCUCACUCCUGCCAUCAAAGCCCACUCCACAUACAUCCGCUCGCUGGACUUCUCACCAGACGGCAUGAUGUUGGCGACUGGUUCGAUGGACCAUACGGUGAAGUUAUGGAACACGGAAACGUGGCAACAACAAGGAAAUCCAAUCAAUUGUAAAGCAGAAGUCUACACCGUUCGGUAUUCGCCAUCAGGCGAACUACUUGCCAUUGCAACAAACUCUGAUAUCCAAAUUUGGAAUCCACUGGGGACAAGAAAUCGCAUAGCACACUUCAAGGACCAUAUGCACAAACUCUACGUAGGGAUCACAUUGCCACUCGCCUGGAUACCCGAUGGCACACGGCUUCUUUCAGGCGGUUGUAGAUUGGAUCCAACCAUAAGGCAAUGGGAUGUAAUUACGGGGCAACAGGUCGGUGAUCCAUGGAGGGGUCACAACCACGACAUCAACGCCAUUGCCGUGAACUCGGAUGGUACUCUGGUCGCCUCCGCGUCUACAGAUCACCAUGUUCGCCUCUGGCAGCUCUGGGAUCGAAAAACUAUUGCCAUAUUCCGACACUCUAGCUUAGUACGCUGCAUCGCAUUCUCCGUAGAUGGCAAGCGUAUCAUUAGCGGAAGUGAUGACAAGAAGAUCUCGGAGUGGACAGUACCCGAGCACGCUGGGGGUGAUGUCAAAAUGCUCACUAUAAACACGAUGGCACGCAAUGCAUGCAUAGCUGGGGACUUGUAUAAAGCCGAAGAGCUACUAACACGAGAGAUCGACGCCAUUGCCAAUAAAUACAACUCCUAUGCUAAUCGCUCAUUUGUUAUGGCACGAAAGCGUAGAUGGGACCGUGCGCUUCAGGAUGCUUCCAAGUCCGUCGACAUUCAACCCUCGUUCACGGGCUAUAUCUCCAAGGGCAUUGCCCUCUGCGGGAGAAAGCAGGUCCGGGACGCGAUCAAAGCAUUUGACCUCGCAUCCAUGUUUACGGGCGGAGAUAUCAAGGCCAAUCAUUUCCUUCUCUUGGUCAAGGCUGCGGCACUUUUCAAUGCAGAUCAACACGAGGAGGCGAUGAUACGCGUCCAAGAGCUGGCUGAAGCUUGCCCGAGUGCUGAUACUCGUGCGUGUUGGGUUGUGAAGGCAUAUUUACACGUUGAACUUGGAAACCACGCCUCGGAUGAUGCGCGUCACAAAGAAGCUGCUAACCACUUCACUGCCGCUGUCAAUAUUAGCAGUUCCUUCUCUAAAUUAGCCAUUCAUUCCAAAUAUGAGGACUUUGUCGUGCUCUUCGGAUGGGACCUCAAAUCCUUGUGGGAAACUGCCAACAAGAAACGGUGUUUUGCACUCCUUAAGGCAAGUAGAGUUGAAGAAGCCCUCGAAGCACAUCGAUACAUGAUGGACAAGGGUGAUGAAAGUACAAAGGCCAAUUGCCUUGAUUGGUCCACUGGCUUCAAACAGGAAUGCAGUGCACUCUAUCUCGCUGAUGGAGACGCCGCGCUCAGUGCUAGUGAUUACGAAAAAGCUAUUACCCUCUACUCGUCAGCGAUCGACCUGGCCGCUGCAAACGACACCUUUAGAAAACGCUGUGAGGCAAACGUGAACAUGAAGUUAUGGGAGAAUGCGCUUCUCGAUGCGCAAAAAGUCGUUGAACUCGACCCUUCGUCUCACAUUGGAUACGAGCUGAAACAUACAGCGCUUCACGGCCUACAACGCUAUGAUGCAUCUAUCGAGGCCUUCCAAACCAUGCUUCUUCAGAUAGAAAACGCCCCAGAGACGCAAAUACGACAAAUGCGCCAACAGUAUCGUAGUCCAGCCGAAGCAGAACGUGAUAUCCGAGAGGUCAUUCACAAUCAACUCACCGACACCCCACUCCGUCUACUUGACACCGCCACCGGGCUCUUGUGUGAUCGAGAGGCGCAGAUCAGCGUCUUCAAAACGAGUACAGAGUACAAGGAGCUUGUUUCAUCAACAAUAAAGGAUAUGGACCUCCGAAUGGAGCGUAUCGCAGAAGUGGUGACGAAAUACUUUCGUUGUGUCAUGCUCUCACACCGGUGGGAGGAAAAGGAAGCACUGCUACAUGACAUACAGGAUAAAGUCAUAUACGAGUUGGAGGCAGUUGGAGGCAUUAUGAAAUUGCAGUCAUUCUGCAAAAUUGCUCGCGAGGCGCAUUAUCGCUGGGCAUGGAUGGACACGUGUUGCAUCGACAAGAACAACAAUACCGAGGUCCAGGAAUCGCUCAACUCCAUGUUUAUCUGGUAUCGCCACUCAGCGCUUACGAUUGUCUACCUGUCGGAUGUUCCACCUUCGUCCAAGGCUGGUGCAUUGGUAAAGAGUGCUUGGAACUCGCGAGGGUGGACCGUUCAAGAAUUCCUGGCUCCCAAAGUCAUUCUCUUUUAUCAAAGUAACUGGACUUUAUAUCUCAACGACCACUCUCCCAACCACAAGGAAUCCGCUGCGAUCAUGCAGGAGUUGGAGGAUGCGACGGGGAUAGAUGCACACACCGUCAUUACUUUUCAUCCAGGAAUGACAGGUGCCCGAGAGAAACUGCGAUGGGCGUCAGCACGUGUCACCACUGUGCAAGAAGAUGUUGCAUAUUCAUUGUUCGGCAUCUUCGACAUCCACCUACCCGUGAUCUAUGGAGAGAGGAAGCAAAAUGCACUCGGACGGCUUUUGCAAGAGAUCGUAGCUCAGUCAGGUGACAUCACUGCCUUGGACUGGUCUGGAGAAUCAUCGGAGUUCAACAGUUGUCUGCCAGCUAGCAUCACAUCGUACGAAGGUGCAGCGUGCAAGCUGUCAUCACCGUCCGAAGAUGAAAUUCAGACAUCGAUCUCCAUGCUGCGAAACGACGUGACGGCAGAGUCGGCUUCGGAACUUUAUACCCGGCUUAGCAAUCUCAGCGCUCCUCGUUUCGCGCAUCGUCGGCUAGACCUUCCUUGCAUAGUAUUCUCUGUUACAGAAAUCAGACGGAGCCAGGCUGGAGACAGGCAGUCAUAUGAAGUCAAGGCAGAUGGGUUGUAUGAUCUCUCGAUCAGAACGGGGGAGAAACUCAUUCUCUUUUCGCCGGCACGACCCAUUCAAAAGGCCGUAUUUCUUGUCCGCCCGUGGAAUCAUCAUCUCCUAGAUGAUACGCAGAGAGUUAAAGAUGGGUCCGUUCCCCAGUCCGCCUUACAAACCGAAAAUUCGGGGCCAGUUGAUCUGGACCCUUACUCGCGAGAUUUGCGAUUGAUUGUUCGCCUUGGGCAGGAAUUCAGUGCAUUUUUGCUAAUGCAGCAGCGUGGCAGAGAAUAUAAGAGAAUCGCAUCGGAUCGAGACAUCAUUGCACAAGUCAAAGACAUGACUUCUAUUCAUAACAUGACGGACGUUAGGUCACUAGAGAUAUUGUAGCGAGUCACCAGGCUUGUCGCAUGGGUCUACUUGUUCUAUAACUGUACCACACAGUACUGGUAUUACACCAGACAUGAUGAUUAUGUCUGUGAACU